Molecule: messenger RNA, 3964 nt
Organism: Lontra canadensis (Northern American river otter)
Lineage: Eukaryota; Metazoa; Chordata; Mammalia; Carnivora; Mustelidae
Gene: ADAR
Product: adenosine deaminase RNA specific
Exons: 15
Coding region: 808-3573 (921 amino acids)
Biological process (GO): adenosine to inosine editing; RNA processing
Cellular component (GO): cytoplasm; nucleolus
Molecular function (GO): tRNA-specific adenosine deaminase activity; double-stranded RNA adenosine deaminase activity; double-stranded RNA binding
Source: RefSeq, a predicted model, not a curated record
GCGGCGGCGGCGGCUACGUGGUGGGGCGGGCGGGGAGGGUCCGCGGCCGUGGCAGCCUCUGGGGUCGGGCCGUGGCCCGGAGGACCAGCGCAGCCGGGGUGUUCACUGACCAGAUCCCGCCCCCAGAGCCUCCGAGGCCAUGAGCACAACAGGCCCAGACAGUGGCCGCCAGGGCCUGGAUCUUCCCCGAAUCUCUUCCAGCUCCAGCAAAUAGAGUUUCUCAAGGGGCUGCUCCCUGAAGCCCCCCUAACUGGAAAGCAGACGCCAUCACUGCCACCGCUGGUCUCCGAACUCGGGCCGAGGUUUCCAGGACUGCCUGCCGGGAGCAGGGAGCUGGGGGCCUGGGGUGUCCCCGCAGGCGUGCCUCCCAGACAUCAGGUGCUCCCGAGGGCGUGCCCGCGUCCUCCCCAGCGCGGCCGCUCUCUGCCGUGGAGAGGUGUGGACAGGCUCUCCUCGCACUUCCAGGAGCUUGGUAUCCGCCAGGGCCAGGACGAGAGAGUCUCGGAGCUCGUCCUGCAGCAGCUCGGGGAAGGGACGGUUGCCACGGCCCAUGGUCUGGCUGGGAGGCUUGGAGUCCCGAAGAAGGAAGUCAAUCGAGUUCUGUAUUCUCUGGAGAAGAAGGGUCAGCUGUGUCGGGAGGCAGGAACGCCCCCUCUGUGGAGAGUUGCCGCUCAGGCCGCGAGCCGGCACAGCCGGGUAGCCAGCGCCCACGGCCGCAGCUGGGAGGUGCCCGCCUCGGAGCCCGGUUUGGAAACUGAAGACGGAAGCUCCGAGCCUGGCUUGGAAGGUCCUCCGGAGCCUUUGGACAUGGCCGAGAUCAGGGAGAAAGUCUGUGACUUCCUGUUCAACGUGUGUGGCGCCUCCGCCCUGAACGUGGCGAAGAACAUCGGUCUCAGCAGGGCGCGGGAUGUCACCGCCGUGCUCGUUGAGCUGGAGCGGCAGGGCGACGUGUACCGGCUGGGCGCCACGCCCCCCGUGUGGCACCUGACCGACAAGAAGCGGGAGCGCGUCCAGAUGAAGAGAAACGCGGCCGCCGUCCCCGAUACCAGAGGCGACGCGGCGCCCCCCUCCCGUCCCCGGGCCGCACCGGACACCUCGGACAGUGUCGCGGCCGCCGCGGUGCGGAAUGGGCAGGAGCCGGUCCUGAAGCUGGAGAGCAGGCAGGAGGCGGCGCCGGAGCCGGUGAGGCUGAAGCCGCCGGCGCACGACCACGGCCCCACGAGGACAGGCUACGUGGACUUCGAGAACGGCCAGUGGGCCACAGACGACAUCCCGGACGACCUGAACAGCAUCCGCGCCGCGCCGGGCGAGUUCCGCGCCAUCAUGGAGAUGCCGUCCUUCUACAGCCACGGCUGGCCGCGGUGCUCCCCCUACAAGAAGCUGACGGAGUGUCAGCUGAAGAACCCCAUCAGUGGGCUGCUCGAGUACGCCCAGUUCGCCAGCCAGACCUGCGAGUUCAACCUGCUGGAGCAGAGUGGGCCGCCCCACGAGCCUCGAUUUAAAUUCCAAGUCAUCAUUGGUGGCCGAGAAUUCCCCCCGGCGGAAGCCGGCAGCAAGAAGGUGGCCAAGCAGGACGCGGCCCUCAAAGCCAUGACCAUCCUGCUCGAGGAAGCAAAAGCCAAGGACGGGGGAAGACCAGAAGAGCCCUACGACUGCUCCCCAGAGAAGGGGUCAGAGAAGUCAGCAGAGUCCCAGCCCAGUGCCCCUUCCGCCGCAGCCUUGUUUUCGGGGAAGAACCCGGUCACCACCUUGCUGGAGUGUGUGCACAAGCUUGGGACCUCCUGCGAGUUCCGCCUCCUGUCCAGAGAAGGCCCCGCCCACGACCCCAAGUUCCAGUACUGUGUGGCCAUGGGAGCCCACACCUUCCCCACCGUGAGUGCCCCCAGCAAGAAAGUGGCCAAGCAGAUGGCAGCCGAGGAAGCCAUGAAGGCUCUGCACGGAGAGGCCACCAGCUCAGCACCUCUGGACACCCAGCCCGGGGGCGCGAGCACAGAGCCCUUCGAUAACCUGCAGUCCGGGCUGCCCAGCAAGGUCCGGAGGAUCGGCGAGCUCGUCCGGUACCUGAACACCAACCCCGUGGGCGGCCUGCUGGAGUACGCCCGCUCCCAUGGCUUCGCGGCCGAGUUCAAGCUGGUCGACCAGUCCGGCCCUCCGCAUGAGCCCAAGUUCGUUUACCAGGCGAAAGUUGGGGGUCGCUGGUUCCCAGCCGUCUGCGCGCACAGCAAGAAGCAGGGCAAGCAGGAAGCGGCAGAUGCGGCCCUGCGCGUCUUGAUUGGGGAGAACGAGAAGGCAGAGCGCAUGGGUUUCACAGAGGUAACCCCAGUGACAGGGGCCGGUCUCAGAAGAACUAUGCUCCUCUCCAGGUCCCCAGAAGCACAGCCAAAGACACUCCCGCUCAGCGGCAGCACGUUCCACGACCAGAUCGCCAUGCUGAGCCACCGCUGCUUCAACGCGCUCACCAACAGCUUCCAGCCCUCGCUGCUCGGCCGCAAGAUCCUGGCCGCCGUCAUCAUGAAGAAGGCCUCCGACGACCUGGGGGUGGUGGUCAGCCUGGGCACAGGGAACCGCUGCGUGAAGGGGGACUCGCUCAGCCUGAAGGGGGAGACCGUGAAUGACUGCCACGCGGAGAUCAUCUCCCGGCGAGGUUUCAUCAGGUUCCUCUAUAGCGAGCUGAUGAAGUACAACCCCCAGACGGCGAAGGAGAGCAUAUUUGAGCCUGCGAGGGGCGGAGAAAAGCUGCAGAUAAAGAAGAGUGUGUCGUUCCAUCUGUACAUCAGCACGGCCCCGUGUGGGGACGGCGCCCUCUUCGACAAGUCCUGCAGCGACCGCGCGGUGGAGAGCUCCGACUCCCGUCACUACCCCGUCUUCGAGAACCCCAAACAGGGCAAGCUGCGCACCAAGGUGGAGAACGGGGAAGGCACAAUCCCGGUGGAGUCCAGUGACAUCGUGCCCACGUGGGACGGCAUCCGGCUGGGGGAGCGGCUGCGCACCAUGUCCUGCAGCGACAAGAUCCUGCGCUGGAACGUGCUCGGCCUGCAGGGGGCGCUGCUGACCCACUUCCUGCAGCCGGUGUACCUCAAGUCCGUGACGCUGGGCUACCUCUUCAGCCAAGGGCACCUGACCCGCGCCAUCUGCUGCCGUGUGGCGAGGGACGGCAGCGCCUUCGAGGACGGGCUGCGGCCCCCCUUCGUGGUCAACCACCCCAAGGUGGGCCGCGUCAGCGUCUACGACUCCAAGCGGCAGUCGGGGAAGACGAAGGAGACGAGCGUGAACUGGUGCCUGGCGGACGGCCGCGACCUGGAGAUCCUGGACGGCACCCGAGGCACCGUGGACGGGCCGCGGAAUGAAUUGUCCCGGGUCUCCAAAAAGAACAUCUUCCUCCUCUUUAAGAAGCUCUGCUCCUUCCGGUGCCGCAGGGACCUGCUCAGACUGUCCUACGGUGAGGCCAAGAGAGCCGCCCGAGACUACGAGGUCGCCAAGAACUACUUCAAGAGAAGCCUGAAGGACAUGGGUUACGGGAACUGGAUCAGCAAGCCUCAGGAGGAGAAGAACUUCUACCUCUGCCCCGUGUGAGGGGCCAGGGACGGGGGACCCCGGUGGGCUGGAGCUCUCCUCGGCGCGUCUGUCUGGAGCCGUUCCUUUCCUCUUUUCUUUUUCUGGCGGAAGCACUCCAGUGACACCAGGAACUGGGGUGUCCCCGGGCCCUGCUUCUGCCGGGGGCCAGGCCCGCCCGCCCACCUGCCCCCUGCCCUCUCCACCGGGAGGGAAGCGCGUCGUCCCCUCUCGCCCACCACAUGAGCCCCCCAGCUCAGGCCCCUGCUUCCACCCCGUGUGUUUGCCGCACCCACGUCUCGGCGUCUGGGUCAGGCCAGGCCGCGCCGAGUCCGGUCAGGGCUGGAGGCCUCUGUCUCCCUCUGCCCUUGGCGAUUCCCUCCUUAUGAUCGUUGUUUCUCCUUUCCUCCGC